UAAACCGGAAGUUAGUCUGUCUCUCUUCUGUGUAUCUGACUGGUUGGUCUGUUUACUUUAGCCACUGCUGGAGCCAUGAAUAACAUGAAUAUCUGAUGUAGCCUCAGCAUUCGUUCCUCACGAUGUCUCUGAGAUGCUUUCAGAAGAGCCAUUUUCUAUCCCUCUCCUCCAUAUCUCAAUCCAACAUCAUCAAGGUCUGCUCAGCAAGAAAACACUCCAGUCCCAGACGUGUGGUGAUCACCGGCAUCGGCCUCGUGUGUCCCCUCGGGACAGGAAGUGCUCUUCCAUGGCAGCGUCUGAUCGGUGGAGAAAGCGGACUGGUUGCUUUAAACGGCGAGGAGUAUAAAAGCGUCCCGUGUAAAGUAGCAGCUCGCGUCCCGAGAGGAGAAAAGCCUGGAGAUUUCACCCAAGAAUCAUUUGCAUCCAAAGCGGAAAUCAACAGCAUGUCCCAGGCUACAGUGAUGGCUAUCGGAGCUGCUAAUCUGGCUCUAAAUGACUGCGGGUGGUAUCCCAGAAGCCCUGAGGAGCAAGAAAGCACCGGGGUUGCAGUCGGGAUGGGUAUGGUCCCCCUGGAGGAGAUUUAUAACACCGCCUCCGCUUUUCAGACUCGCGGAUACAGCAAAGUCAGCCCGUUUUUUGUGCCGCGCAUACUGGUGAACAUGGCAGCAGGACACAUCAGCAUCAAACACAAACUGAAGGGGCCCAAUCAUGCCGUGUCCACCGCCUGCACCACAGGAGCUCAUGCUGUCGGUGAUGCUGCACGGUUUAUUUCUCACGGUGAUGCUGAGGUGAUGCUCGCCGGCGGGACGGAGGCCUGUAUUGGUCCACUCUCCAUCGCUGGGUUUGCUCGUGCUCGGGCUUUAAGCACUAGCUGGAACCAUGAGCCCAGGCUGUCCUCGAGACCGUUUCACCCGGACAGAGAAGGGUUUGUGAUGGGAGAAGGAGCAGCGGUGCUGGUUCUGGAGGAGUUCAGUCGUGCGCAGCGGAGAGGAGCGCGGGUCUACGCUGAGAUCAUGGGUUACGGUCUCUCUGGAGAUGCCAGCCACAUUACUGCACCCACUGCGGAUGGAGACGGUGCAUUUCGGUGUAUGUCUGCCGCUCUCCGCAACGCAGGAUUAAGCCCUUCAGACGUGUCGUACAUCAACGCUCACGCCACUUCCACACCACUAGGAGACGCUGCAGAGAACGCCGCCAUCAAGAGGCUGUUUGAGCCCAGUGUGCUUUCUCUGGCUGUGUCGUCCACUAAAGGAGCAACUGGUCAUCUGCUGGGGGCGGCAGGCGCGCUGGAGACUGCAUUCACCGCCCUCGCCUGCCAUCAUGCCAUUCUGCCGCCGACGCUCAAUCUGGACCGCACAGAACCAGAGUUUAACCUCAAUUACGUGCCCUGUGCGGCGCAGGAGUGGAGAACCAGCGGACGGAGAAUCGCCCUCACAAACUCAUUCGGCUUCGGUGGAACUAAUGCUUCUCUCUGUCUUGCAAGUGUGUGAUUCCAUUUACAUAUUAAAACUCCGCAUGAAAUAAAAGUUGUGAUUAUUAUUGUGGGCGGAGCUUGAUUUUGUCUGUUGAUUGGAUGGUUGCUAUUGGUGGCUCCUCCCCUUUAAAAAACAGCCAAUAGCAUUUUUUAUCGCAGCUCUGCCAGUGAGGGGUUUAGAUCAAGCACAUCAAAAGAAAAGCAAACAAGAUGAAGGGGGCGGGGCAUAUCAGACACCAGAGAGCAUUUGAUUGGUCAGUAGAUUUGAUAAGAAACUAAAGAAUGAAGCGACAAGAAAAAAAUUGUUGAUCCAUUUAGUUGGGAAGUGACAAACUGCAAUCUUUGAAUGUUUGUAUUAUAAGUUGCGAUGUUUUUUUUUUUUUACUGUGGGCGGGGCUUGAUUUUGUCUAUGUGGACUUUGCUAUUGUUGGAUCACGUGAUUGACAGGUUGAUUCCGCCCUCAUGCUAGUAAGCACCAAUCAGAAUCUGAUGGUUAAUGACUUUGAAAGGCUCCUUUUUUAUUCGAUGUUUGACGUAAUCUCAACUGAAACAUGAAGAGAGGGCGGGACAUAGUGUAGCUCCUCCACUUUAAAAAACAGCCAAUAGCAUUUGUAUUACAGCUCUGCCAAUGAGAGUGGUUUAGAUCAAGCACUUCAAAUGAAAAGAAAAUGAGAAGAAGGGGGCGUGGCAUGUUAGAUGCUAGAGAGCAUUUGAUUGGUCUGUACAUUUGAUGAGAAACUGAAGUAUGAAAAAAAUUGUUGAUCCAUUUAGGCGGGAAGUGACCAACUGCAGUCUUUGAAUGUUUGUGUUAUUAGUAUUAUAUACACUGAUACUAACAUUUAAAAUCUUUAUUUUAAUGUCAUGGGCCCUUUUAAACUUUUUUUCUGAUGUGGGCGGGGCUUGAUUUUGUCUGUGUAGUUGAUUCGAUGGUUGAUCUCUUAAUUGACAAACUGCAAUCUUUGAAUGUUUGUAUUAUAAGUUGCGAUGUUUUUUUGUUUUUUUUUACUGUGGGCGGGGCUUGAUUUUGUCUAUGUGGACUUGAUUGGAUGCUUUGCUAUUGUUGGAUCACAUGAUUGACAGGUUGAUUCCGCCCUCAUACUAAUAAGCACCAAUCAGAGAAGAGAUGUGUUGCGUCUUGGUAAUAUGAAAAUUUCAUGGUCAUCUUCGUUAUAUAUAGUCAGAAAGGUUAUUUUAAAUAAAAUAAAAUGCAUUUUAAAGUAUA
This is a messenger RNA of Danio rerio (zebrafish), 2693 nucleotides long. The record is from RefSeq and is a predicted model, not a curated record. NCBI's taxonomy places the organism in Eukaryota, Metazoa, Chordata, Actinopteri, Cypriniformes, Danionidae.